GCUCUCUCCUCCCCCCACAUCCCCGCAUCUACCAUUGCCACUUGCCACCUGCUACUUAUUGCAAAUACCCUAUCUCCUGAACCAGUCAUCACCGGCAGCACCUCAUCGCAGCAAAGGCUCAUUGCCGCACUUGGAUUCUACCCAUCACCCUGCUUGCAGCACCACCGCCUCACACUCACUAGUCGCCCAUCAUGUCGGUGCCCUCUGUUGGCAGGACAGUAGAGACACUCGCAGAGGAGAGGGCAAACCCUCCCUUUGACGUUCGCAAGCUAUCAAUCAUUCAACAUGGCAGCGAGAAGGACCUACUGCUCAAGGAGAAGUUCAUGCUCGAGCUCGCCCGAGACCCCAUCUUCUACCUUGGAGACAUCCAUGACCUGACAAAAGACGAGCUGCGCGAGCGUACCUUUGAGAAGGUCGGCUCUCUCGUCUAUCACGUCACAAAUGAGUCCAUCGACGACUUUCAGAAGCGCAUGCAGGUGAUCGGUCUGUGUGAUCCUGGUUUCUGGACUCGAUUCGGUGUGCACUACGGUCUCUUCUUGGGAGCGAUCCGAUCGGGAGCUACGCCGAACCAGAUGUCGUACUGGAUGGAAAAGGGAGUGAUCAGCUGUCAGGGGAUGUAUGGGUGCUUCGGUAUGACCGAGCUAGCCCAUGGAUCGAAUGUGGCUGGUCUUGAGACGACUGCCACUUUUGAUGAGCAGGCCGAUCAAUUUGUGAUCCAUACCCCUCACAUCGGAGCCACCAAGUGGUGGAUUGGAGGAGCCGCUCAAACCGCCACACACUGUGCCGUCUUUGCUCAGCUAGUCAUCAAAGGCAAGAAGCACGGCACAAAGACUUUCAUCGUGCCACUUCGAAACAUCAAGACUCUUGAGCUGCUUCCCGGAAUCAACAUUGGUGACAUCGGAAAGAAGAUGGGACGAGAUGGAAUCGACAACGGCUACAUCCAGUUCACCAAUGUUCGCAUCCCUCGUGCCUACAUGCUGAUGAAGCACUCUCAGGUGUCGCGCGAGGGACACGUCACAGAGCCUGCUCUGCAGCAGCUUACCUACGGCGCGCUUCUCUCUGGUAGGACGGCCAUGGUGUCUGACGCUGCCGACACAGCCAAGAAGUCUCUGACAGUGGCUGUGCGAUAUGCUGCUGUGCGCCGGCAGUUCAAGUCAUCAGCAGAGGCUGAUAUGGAGACGCAGAUUCUCGACUACCCAAUUCACCAACGACGUCUGAUGCCUCUGCUGGCCCAAGCAGUCGCGUUCGGAUUCACGAGUUUGGAGAUGCAACGACUGUACGAAACUACUUCCUCUGCUCUCGAGUCUCUAGAGCCAGGAGAUGAGAACCUUGAUGAUGUCAUCAACCAGCUCAAGACUACACACGCCACCUCUGCUGGUCUGAAAGCCUUCUGCACCUGGGCAUGUCUGCAGACUAUCGACACAAGUCGACAGGCAUGUGGUGGUCACGGUUACUCGUCGUACAAUGGCUUCGCUUCGAUGUACAGUGACUUUGCGGUACACUGCACCUGGGAAGGUGACAAUACCAUCCUGGCAUUGCAGUCCGGUCGUUUCCUGAUUCAGGCAUACCAGGAGGUGGUCAAGGGCCAGAAGCAGUCGGGCGGUACAGCGUACAUGAACAACAUUGAACAGGUCCUUAAAGGCAAGUGUUCCGACAAGGAAGAGCUGGACACCCUCGAGGGCAUCGACAAGGGAUGGUCGACUGUUGCGGCCCACGCAGUCAAGAAGGCCGCAGAGGACUACGAGCAGUGUCUCAAGUCGGGCCAGUCCCGCGAGCAAGCCUUCGAAGUCUGCUCUCAAGUCCGAUUCGUGGCCGCUUCUGUGCACACUUCCGGUUUCGUCUUCCGGCAAUUCCGAGCUGCCGUGGAGCGAGUGGAAGCCGGCGCAGAGCGAGACCAUCUGGAGCUGCUAUGCAAAUUCUACGGUCUGUGGCAAAUGGAGGAGAAGGCUGCCUUCUUCCUUCGCUCUGGUUGGUUGACCGGUGAGCUCCUAGACCACGUCCAAGCACGCGUAUCGGAGCACUGUGCCUCUACCCGCAAGUUUGCCAUCCCUCUCAUCGACUCCUUUGCCAUUUCGGACCACAUUCUCAAUUCCCCCAUUGGUUGCCACGACGGAGACGUCUACGAGCGCUACUUUGACCUCGUACGUCGCAACAAUCCACAAUUGGCAGAACACAAGUAUUCAGACAAGAUUCUUAGGUUCAUCCAUCGUGCACCCGAGGAGAUGGAAGACUUUGAAGGUGAAAUUGACUUGGAUUCGGAAUUGGAGGAGAUGGCAGAGGAGAGGGAGGAGGCGGAAAAGGAGGCGGCCGAGGCUAAGAGUAAGCAGGAAACAAAGGAGGACAAAUAGGAGCGUAAGCGUACAUCUGACAGACAGGAUGCUCGAAGUGGUAGGACCGGCAUAUGCAGCUAUAGACUUUUCCCCCGCACCCCCACUCCUCCCUCUUUCCACCUCUCUUCCAUAUCGAUCACCUUCUCUUCUUUAUUCUGUCUUUUCAUCUUGUUCUCGGAACUCUCCUUUGCAUCCACUUUCGCUUUGGGUCACUAUCUAAUCUUCAUACCGCUCAUGCCAAUGACCCCUCGUUGCUCUGCUCCACUGUACACUACGCUUGGCUAAGUUUGCACACGCACACUUAGGUCUGAUGCUGAUGAGAUUUUUGCAUUGACGUUCCUUAACUUUC
This is a messenger RNA of Microstroma glucosiphilum, 2679 nucleotides long. Its product is annotated as putative pox1-acyl-CoA oxidase. The transcript is spliced from 3 exons. Gene Ontology annotation, molecular function: acyl-CoA oxidase activity; FAD binding; fatty acid binding. The coding region runs from base 192 to 2348 and encodes 718 amino acids. Gene Ontology annotation, biological process: fatty acid beta-oxidation using acyl-CoA oxidase; lipid homeostasis. Gene Ontology annotation, cellular component: peroxisome. The record is from RefSeq and is a predicted model, not a curated record. NCBI's taxonomy places the organism in Eukaryota, Fungi, Basidiomycota, Exobasidiomycetes, Microstromatales, Microstromataceae.